UGUUCUUUUAGCACUGGAUUGAUGCUAGCAAUUCAGCGGACGUCGAAUGAUAAUCAUAGUUUAAGCGAACGAGAAGGUUCGGCGAUUUAGAGUGACUUUGUCAAAGCCAUUCGUGAAAUCCAUUUUUGCUUCAGCAUAUAUAUUUUCUACGAAAAAGCAACGGAGAUGACAUCGCUCAACAAACUUAAUUUAUUGGCACUGGAUGUGGCGGGAAAGCGUGUGGUAAUGCGAGUUGAUUUCAACGUACCUCUGAAAGAUGGAAAAAUUACCAAUAAUCAAAGAAUUCUUGCGGCUUUACCUUCAAUUAAGUACUGCCUUGAUAAGGGUGCAAAGUCAGUUGUGUUAAUGAGUCACUUGGGUAGACCCGACGGUCAGUCAAACUCAAAAUAUAGCCUUGCGGUGGUUGCAGAAGAACUAAAUCAACUUCUUGGAAAAAAGGUAAUCUUUUUAAAUGACUGCUGUGGUGCUCAAAUAGAGGCUGCGUGCGCAGAUCCUACACCGGGAAGUGUUAUUCUCUUGGAAAAUCUACGUUUUCACAUUGAGGAGGAGGGAAAAGGCGUUGACACUGCGGGUAAUAAAAUAAAAGCGGAUGCCUCCAAAGUUAAGGAGUUCCGUGCAAGCCUCACUAGACUCGGAGACGUAUACGUCAAUGAUGCUUUCGGAACAGCACAUCGAGCCCACAGCUCUAUGGUGGGUGUUGAGCUCCCGCGGCGCGCAGCCGGAUUUCUCAUGAAGAAGGAGCUCGACUACUUUUCAAAAGCGCUUGACCAGCCGGCACGGCCCUUUCUCGCCAUUUUGGGCGGAGCUAAAGUUAAGGAUAAGAUUCAACUUAUCGAGAACCUGCUAGACAAGGUGAACGAGAUGAUUAUUGGAGGUGGUAUGGCAUACACUUUUCUGAAAGUUACCCGCGGAAUGAAAAUCGGUGACUCGCUCUUUGAUGAUGAUGGAGCUGCGAUCGUUGAGAAGCUAAUGGCUAAAGCUGCAAGCAACAAUGUCCAAAUUCACCUUCCAAGCGAUUUUGUUAUCGCUGAUAAGUUUCAUGAGGAUGCCACAACCGGAACUGCGGAUAUUUCAAACGGUAUUCCCGACGGCUGGAUGGGCCUAGACUGUGGUCCCAAAUCAGUGGAGCUAUUUGCAGGUGCUGUGAGUAGGGCCAAAACAAUCUUAUGGAAUGGACCUGCUGGAGUUUUUGAAUUUGAGAAAUUCGCUGUCGGCACAAAAGGAUUGAUGGACGUUGUCGUGGCUGCUACCGACCGAGGAGCAGUUACGAUUAUCUGUGGCGGCGAUACAGCAACUUGUGCUGCUAAAUGGGGAACUGAAGACAAGGUAUCACAUGUCUCAACGGGAGGAGGGGCUUCUCUCGAGCUCCUUGAGGGUAAAAUUUUGCCUGGUGUAGCAGCACUCUCAGACGCUUGAACCAACGGAUAUUUAAUCUAUAAUGAGUACGGACUUGCCCUCGGUUCGCGUAUAUAUAAUAUAUAUAUAUAUGAUCCAACACUCAACCACAUCAAAGAUUAUCAUGA
Molecule: messenger RNA, 1523 nt
Organism: Varroa destructor (honeybee mite)
Lineage: Eukaryota; Metazoa; Arthropoda; Arachnida; Mesostigmata; Varroidae
Gene: Pgk
Product: phosphoglycerate kinase
Biological process (GO): glycolytic process; gluconeogenesis
Cellular component (GO): cytosol
Molecular function (GO): phosphoglycerate kinase activity; ATP binding; ADP binding
Source: RefSeq, a predicted model, not a curated record